AUGUUGCGUCAAUCAGUCAACAAGUGCAAUUCAAUCGCAAGAUUAGCACUUUCAAGAACCUACAACACAAAACCGCCUUGUGGCUUAUGUCCUGAAGAUAAAGACACAAAGAAUGAAAAAGCCGAAGAUUACGAUGAAAAAUCUACUGACACGAAUAAUAAUCAAAUGUGUAAGGAGCACUGUGAAAUGAUGCCAGACGCAAAAGAUCUAGUCAACAUGAAGAGCUUUGAAUUGAAAUCAAAUUGCAAGUCGUUCCAUUGGUGCUCUGAAGGACAUGAUCGAUAA
Molecule: messenger RNA, 285 nt
Organism: Chironomus riparius
Lineage: Eukaryota; Metazoa; Arthropoda; Insecta; Diptera; Chironomidae
Source: the annotation of a GenBank genome assembly